CACAGGAAAAUCCGCGCAAUUGGAAAUGCUUCCAAUGCGACAACACAGGUAACACCACAACCGCCAGUUUGCUCUUAUGAUGGACUCUGAGGAUUGGAUCUUGAGGUCAAUACGGCCUCUUGAUAUUCCUGGUAAGCUCCUCCUGACGUUGACUGAUAUUUCCAAUCCAUAUUGAAAUAUACAUGUGCUGACCAUUACUAGUAGUCGUAGAGUUAUGGCACACCUAUCGAAUUCCCAUAAUACUCUCCACUGUCACGGUUCUACUUUCAAUUAGAGGCAUUCUACAUUUUCAAACGCCUCGACAACGUCUUUCCGGGACUCCUGUACGACCUUUCCCAAGCUUCCCCUCGAAAACGAAAGUUACCCCUCCACAGCCGACGGAAAAGCAAGCCGUAGUCGCCGUAGCAGAGAAAGGGCCCAAACGCAUUGUCGGAGGCCUCAAGAAGCGGAAGAGUUCACAAGAACAUAUCAAGUCUGGCGAGGAGAAGAUCCAAGUGCUGGUAUUCUUUUCGUCUUUAACGACUACAACAGAGAAGACCACCAAGGCCUUUACGGAAGGGCUUGCGCAAAAUAUUGAAAGCUUUCUUACUUCAGACAAGUUUCUAGAACCGGAGAUUUUGGAUUUGGCUGAAGUCGAUUAUGACGAAUACUUCAUCAACACGCCGAAAUCUGAGAACAAUGUCCAGUACUUCUACCUCAUUCUUGUCCCAACCUACAAUAUCGACACCAUAAACGAUACUUUCCUCGAGCAUCUACAAGAAACACACAAUGAUUUCAGAAUUGACACGGCUCCGUUAUCUUCACUACUCGGUUACUCAGUUUUUGGGUUUGGAGACCGUGAAGGAUGGGUGACCGAAGCAGAGGGUUUCUGUUCGCAGGCCACAGAUAUUGAUAAAUGGAUGGCAAAGCUUACAGGUAGAAAACGGGCAUUUCCUUUGGGUAUGGGCGAUCCAAAAAUUGAUGCGACUGAAAGAUUGAAGGAGUGGAAAGAGGGACUAGAAGAAGUUUUAUGUCACAUUGCAGAAACGGGAAGUUUGGGAGAAGGUGUUGUAGGGAGCGGCGAUGCGGUGGAAAGUGACGUUGAAGAUAUAGACGAAGAUGAUGGAGAAGUACUCCUCGAGCCACAAAAUCCUCCGUCGAAGAAGAAGAAAUCCAACAAGGAUGACCCAAACGAUAUGGAAGAUUUAGGAAAUGUCCUGGAGAAGGGAAACAAGGAUGCUCCGGCUCCAGAGGGUCCAGAGGAGAUGGAGAUAGACUUUACCAACUACAGCAAGAAGGCAAAGGCACCUGUCCCGGUACCAGCUAUAAAGGAAAUGGUCCCCAAGAACUCACCUACAUUCAAUUCCCUCACCAAGCAAGGAUACUCAAUCGUGGGUUCUCAUUCUGGCGUCAAAAUAUGCCGAUGGACAAAAUCGGCCCUUCGAGGGAGAGGAUCUUGUUACAAAUACUCAUUCUAUGGAAUUGCCUCCCACCAGUGUAUGGAAACAACGCCAUCACUAUCCUGCUCCAACAAAUGUGUGUUUUGUUGGCGCCACGGAACCAAUCCCGUAGGAACAACAUGGAGAUGGGUUGUCGACCCUCCCCAAAUGAUAUUCGACGGCGUAAAAGCCGGUCACUACAAGAAAAUCAAAAUGUUGAGAGGUGUCCCUGGUGUACGAGCAGAAAGAUUCGCCGAAGCAAUGAGAAUAAGACACUGCGCACUCUCUCUAGUCGGCGAACCCAUCUUCUAUCCUCACAUCAACGAAUUUCUCUCGAUGCUCCACGCUGAAAGAAUUUCUUCCUUCCUAGUCUGCAACGCGCAGCAUCCAGACCAACUCGCAACACUUAAUCCCGUAACCCAACUCUACGUCUCUAUUGAUGCCUCAACCAGAGAAUCACUACGCAAAAUCGAUCGACCCCUCCAUCGAGACUUCUGGGAACGUUUCAACGCCUGCCUCGACAUCCUCAAAAAGCGUCGUUUUGAGCAACGAACCGUCUACCGUCUCACCCUUGUAAAAGGCUUCAACGUCGACGACGAAGUAGAAGGCUACGCCCGCCUCGUCGAACAAGGCCUCCCAUGUUUCGUCGAAAUCAAAGGCGUCACUUACUGCGGAACCUCCUCCUCCGCCAGCGCCGGCCUCACCAUGCAAAACGUCCCCUUCUACAGCGAGAUCCAGGAAUUCGUGCUUGCACUCACAGCCGCACUCGAUGCCAAAGGUCUUGACUACGGUAUCGCGGCCGAACACGCGCAUAGUUGCUGUGUCCUGAUUGCGAGCGGGCGAUUCAGAAAUGAGCGGGGGAGAUGGUGUACGAGGAUUGAUUACCAGAAGUUCUUCGAGCUUCUCGAGUCGGGCGAGAAGUUUCGACCCGAAGAUUAUAUGGGCGAAGAAACGCCCGAGUGGGCUACGUGGGGACAGGGUGGCUUUGAUCCCAGGGACGAGAGGGUGUAUAGGAAGGGAAAGAAUAAGGUGCCGUUAUCUGCGGCGGCUGAGCAGGUGAUGGGUGAAGAUAUCAAGGUGGUGGAGGCGUAUUAGAAGAUCAGCAUAAGCGAGCACAUUUGCAUGCAUAGGAGUACAAAAUCAUAGGUUGAGUGAGCUUGGACAAUA
Messenger RNA from Hymenoscyphus albidus, 2585 nucleotides. The record is from the annotation of a GenBank genome assembly. Lineage: Eukaryota; Fungi; Ascomycota; Leotiomycetes; Helotiales; Helotiaceae.